UUGUUUCUUGCCAUCGGCCUAUGUCCAUUGUUCUUCACUAGUGGAGAGUUGAGGGAAUAUUUCCUUUACGGUAUCACCAACGGUCCAUUCGCUUGCCACAUAAAUGGCACACAAGUAUUUUUGGACGACUUGAAUUUUGCUAACUUGAGCAGUGAAGCGGAGAUGCAGGAGGCCGACAACUAUAUGAAACGCCUUGAAGACUGCGAACGUCAAGUAAUACAAUUAAUUCCCAUAAUCAAUUAUGACCUAGAAUUGAAACUGAACGAAAUGCUAACUGCACAAUCGAGCUGUCGUUUUGUGAAGAGUCCCAACACUUGA
Molecule: messenger RNA, 318 nt
Organism: Anisakis simplex (herring worm)
Lineage: Eukaryota; Metazoa; Nematoda; Chromadorea; Rhabditida; Anisakidae
Source: the annotation of a GenBank genome assembly